AUGCAAAAGAUUCCAUAUGCUUCGGCAGUUGGAAGUCUAAUGUAUGCUCAAGUUUGUACGCGUCCAGAUAUAGCGUACAUAGUUGGCGUAUUAGGAAGAUAUUUGAGCAACCCAGGUUUGGAUCACUAUAAGGCAACUAAAAGGGUUAUGAGAUAUCUAAAGAGAACUAGAAGUUACAUGCUCACAUAUCAGAGGUCAGAUGAUCUUGAGAUCAUUUGGUAUUCUGACUCUGAUUUUGCGGGAUGCCAAGAUAGUUUAAGAUCUACUUUGGGCUAUGUAUUCUUGUUGGUUGGCAGAGCGUUCCAUUGGAAGAGUUCCAAACAGGGACUUACAGCUUCCUCCACCAUGGCAACAGAGUUUGUAGCAUGUUAUGAGGUAUCAAAUCAAGAAAUAUGGCUAAAGAAUUUUGUCACUGAGCUGCGUAUUUUGAAAGGGAUUGAAAGACCCCUUAGGUUAUUUUGUGACAAUAAUUCAACUAUGUUAUAUUCGAAUAACAAUAGGAGCUCGACUAAGUUAAAACAUAUCAAUAUAAAGUUCCUAGUUGUGAAGGAAAUGGUACAAAGUGGUCAAAUUUCUAUAGAACACUUGGGUACAAACUCCAUGAUAGAUGAUUCCUUGACAAAGGGUCUGCCACCUAAUGUCUUUCAUGAACACACUACUAACAUGGGUAUUUUAGAUAUGGAUGAUCUCUAG
Molecule: messenger RNA, 693 nt
Organism: Impatiens glandulifera
Lineage: Eukaryota; Viridiplantae; Streptophyta; Magnoliopsida; Ericales; Balsaminaceae
Product: secreted RxLR effector protein 161-like
Exons: 1
Coding region: 1-693 (230 amino acids)
Source: RefSeq, a predicted model, not a curated record